Balaenoptera ricei (Rice's whale) is the source of this 1657-nucleotide messenger RNA. It is a transcript of the gene HS3ST2, whose product is annotated as heparan sulfate-glucosamine 3-sulfotransferase 2. The record is from RefSeq and is a predicted model, not a curated record. The transcript has 2 exons. NCBI's taxonomy places the organism in Eukaryota, Metazoa, Chordata, Mammalia, Artiodactyla, Balaenopteridae. The coding region runs from base 301 to 1404 and encodes 367 amino acids. Gene Ontology annotation, molecular function: [heparan sulfate]-glucosamine 3-sulfotransferase activity.
CCGGCGCACGUGAGAACCGAGGAGCGCCGGGAGCCGCCCCGCUGCCCGGAGCCCCGGAACCCAGGACGCGGGGAUGUCGGAGGCGCCGCCGCCCGUUCCCCGAGGAGACGCCGCCUCCGGGAUCCCCGGGCAUGGUGCGCGCCCGGGCCGGCAGCGCCCGGAGAAGACGGCGCCCCCUAUGCCCGACCCCCGUGGCCCGGGCCGCGCCUCUCGAGCCCUCUAGGCGGCCGCAGGGCCCCAGCCGCUCCGCCGCCGGCGCCCCCUCGGAAACCAUGACCCCCGGCGCGGGCCCAUGGAGCCAUGGCCUAUAGGGUCCUGGGCCGUGCGGGGCCACCUCAGCCGCGGAGGGCGCGCAGGCUGCUCUUCGCCUUCACGCUCUCGCUCUCCUGCACUUACCUGUGUUACAGCCUCCUGUGCUGCUGCGACGACCUCGGCCAGAGCCGCCUCCUCGGCGCGCCUCGCUGCCUCCGCGGCCCCAGCGCGGGCGGCCAGAAACUUCUCCAGAAGUCCCGGCCCUGCGAUCUCCCGGGCCCGACGCCCAGCGAGCCCAGCGCUCCCAGCGCGCCCGCCGCUGCCGCGCCCGCCCCUCGCCUCUCCGGUUCCAACCACUCCGGCUCGCCAAAGCUGGGUACCAAGCGGCUGCCCCAAGCCCUCAUUGUGGGCGUGAAGAAAGGGGGCACCCGCGCCGUGCUGGAGUUUAUCCGCGUGCACCCGGAUGUGCGGGCCUUGGGCACCGAGCCCCACUUCUUCGACAGGAACUACGGCCGCGGGCUGGACUGGUACAGGAGCCUGAUGCCCCGGACCCUCGAGAGCCAGAUCACACUGGAGAAGACCCCCAGCUACUUCGUCACUCAAGAGGCCCCUCGCCGGAUCUUCAACAUGUCCCGAGACACCAAGCUGAUAGUGGUCGUGCGGAACCCCGUGACCCGCGCCAUCUCCGAUUACACGCAGACGCUCUCCAAGAAGCCGGACAUCCCUACCUUCGAGGGCCUCUCCUUCCGCAACCGCACGCUGGGCCUGGUGGAUGUGUCCUGGAACGCCAUCCGCAUAGGCAUGUACGCGCUGCACCUGGAGAGCUGGCUGCGCUACUUCCCGCUGGCCCAGAUCCACUUCGUCAGCGGCGAGCGGCUCAUCACUGACCCAGCCGGCGAGAUGGGGCGGGUCCAGGACUUCCUGGGCAUUAAGAGGCUCAUCACGGACAAGCACUUCUACUUCAACAAGACCAAAGGAUUCCCUUGCUUGAAAAAAACAGAAUCGAGCCUCCUGCCUCGAUGCCUGGGCAAAUCGAAAGGCAGAACUCAUGUACAGAUCGAUCCGGAAGUGAUAGACCAGCUCCGGGAAUUUUAUAGACCUUAUAAUAUUAAAUUUUAUGAAACUGUUGGGCAGGACUUCAGGUGGGAAUGAGCCAGCGAGAUGCAAGGGCUCUUCCACUUGUCUCUUCCACGAGGUUUGCCCUGAGAGCCCUUGACCCUCUGCCCCCAGGGAACCCAGGCUCCAACCCCUGUUCCUAUCUCAGAUUUCAUCAUCCUGGAACCGGGGAGCCCAGACAAGGCCAAGAGACCAGAGGGGUCCCUGCCACUAGCCCUCCCAGUCUGUCCAUGCAAAGCUGAUCUGCUUCUGGCAUGUCCGGUCAAUUCUGAAUUGUUUCCCUUCAGCC